Micromonas commoda is the source of this 1059-nucleotide messenger RNA. RefSeq lists its product with no specific name. Gene Ontology annotation, biological process: peptidyl-serine phosphorylation; peptidyl-threonine phosphorylation. The annotation marks the transcript as partial. The record is from RefSeq and is a predicted model, not a curated record. The transcript has a single exon. Gene Ontology annotation, molecular function: protein serine/threonine kinase activity; protein serine/threonine/tyrosine kinase activity; ATP binding. NCBI's taxonomy places the organism in Eukaryota, Viridiplantae, Chlorophyta, Mamiellophyceae, Mamiellales, Mamiellaceae.
CUGACCGCGCUCGAGCGGGCGGAGAUCUUGGAGUACCCGCGCGUGUACUUCGCGGGGAUCGGCGCGAAGAAGGUGCAGAGCAAGGAGGCUGGCGGGAGCGAUAACCACGGCUACGACGACGAAAGGGGAGACUACGUCAUGCGCAAGGGCGACCAUCUCGCGUACAGGUUCGAGAUCAUCGACGAGCUCGGCAAGGGUAGCUUCGGGCAGGUGAUGCGCUGUUACGACCACAAGAUGCGACGAACGGUGGCGGUGAAGGUGAUACGGAACAAGAAGCGGUUUCACCACCAGGCGCUGGUGGAGCUCAAGGUUUUGGAGCACUUGCGGCACAAGGACCAGAAGGACGAGCAUAAUCUGGUGAAGAUGGAGGAGUACUUCUACUUCCGCAGCCACCUGUGCAUCACCUUCGAGCUCCUCUCCAUCAACCUGUACGAUUUCCUCAAGAACAACAACUUCCGGGGGCUCUCUCUGGGACUCAUCCGCCGCUUCGCGCAGCAGAUCUUGGUGUCUCUCAAGUUCCUCCGCCGCCAGCGGGUGAUACACUGCGACCUCAAGCCCGAGAACAUCCUCCUCCGGCAGCCCAACAAGUCGUCCAUCAAGAUGAUCGACUUUGGAAGCAGCUGCUUCGAGGACGAGCGCGUGUACACCUACAUCCAGUCCAGGUUCUACCGCGCCCCGGAGGUCAUCCUUGGCGUCACUUACGACUGUGGUAUUGACAUGUGGAGCCUGGCGUGCAUACUCGCCGAGCUCUACACCGGCUACCCCCUGUUCCCGGGCGAGAACGAGGCUGAGCAGAUCGCGUGCUUCAUGGAGAUCAACGGCGUGCCCCCUCGCGCCCUACUGGACAAGUCCGAGCGAGGCAAGAAGUACUUCGACAGCUCGGGUGAGCCCAAGCUCGUGACGAACAGCAAGGGCAAGAAGAGGACGCCAAACUCAAAGGACCUCGGCGCGCUGCUCCGGUGCACCGACCGAGGCUUCAUCGACUUUCUGUCGAGAUGCCUCCGCUGGGACGUCGCCGAUAGGAUCACCCCGGACGCGGCGUUGCGACAUCCGUGGAUC